This is a messenger RNA of Coprinopsis cinerea okayama7#130, 477 nucleotides long. RefSeq lists its product as hypothetical. The transcript has a single exon. Lineage: Eukaryota; Fungi; Basidiomycota; Agaricomycetes; Agaricales; Psathyrellaceae. Bases 1 to 477 code for a protein of 158 amino acids. The record is from RefSeq and is a predicted model, not a curated record.
AUGCCUACUCCCACAACAUCACCAAUAGCUGAGCCAGCGCCUUCCCCGCUACCACAGUACGGCUUUGGGCCGGAUGUGCACUUCAAGACGCUGAUCAAGAACAACCGCUUCCUCUACCGAGUAUAUACGCCAAAGGAGCGCUCACCGUUUGCCGACGACUCAGAUCCGUUCCUGGUAGCGCCCAAGUUUGAUGAGCUCUAUGCUCGAACGCCAGUCGAAGUUACCUCGCAAUCGAUCGUCGAUCCAGCGGAAGCUUCGUAUGCCGAUGUCGCCAGGCAUAUGGAUUGGACGACCAAGUCGACCUCGGUUUACCUUUCAGCAUCGUUCAGUUUUGCAUGGUCGAUAUGGGAGGCUUUGAGGCGGUACCACCAGGGGAUGAAGAAGGAUGUGGAGAUUGCAGUCAUUGAUGCUUCUGCCCUUAUCGGCAGGGCUGCGACUGCUGUCGAGAUGCUGCAAAAGGGAACACCUGAAGAGUAG